UUUAUUUUUUCUGCUUCCGUGUUUGAGUUGUGGACUCGAUCACGUGACUGCUGGUGCUGUCUGUUGCAGGAAGUGGAACGAAGAUGGCGGUUUCUACAAGACUGCUAACUGAAUCCGUGUUAGGGUGGUCUAUUUUCACUAUUGUACUGCUGGUUAUCCUGGCCUUCUGUUGGAUCUACAUACGAAAUUACCAGAGUCGGCAGGAGAGUGAAGUCAUCUCCACCAUUACGGCCAUAUGUGCUCUGGCCGUUGCACUUAUCACAUCAGCUCUUCUCCCAGUGGAUAUUUUUCUAGUGUCGUUCAUGAAGUAUCAGAAUGGUACAUACAAGGACUGGGCAACAAGUAAUGAAACAAGGAGGCAAAUUGAAGACACAGUCCUAUAUGGAUACUACACUCUGUACUCCAUCAUCCUCUUCUGUGUCUUCUUCUGGAUUCCAUUUGUUUACUUCUACUAUGAAGAGAAAGAUGAUAACAUCAGCAAGUGCUCGCAAGCAAAAAAUGCAGUGAAGUACACAGUUGCAUUUGUCACAAUUUGUGCUGCACUUCUUUUGAUUGGGGCCUUUGCACCAUUGCUGCCUCCACCUAAGCAGAACUCUACCCAAUGGGACAAGCUGCAAUACCUGUUCAAGGAGCUGGACAGCAGCAAUGGUGUGGUGGCGCUGUCUUUCUCCAUCAGCUCCCUGACUUUGAUUGGCAUGGUGGCAGUGAUCACAUACACAGCGUACGGCAUGUCCGUGCUACCCCUGAACCUGAUUAAAGGUACUCGCAGUGUCCUCUACGAACGCCUGGAGAACACAGAAGACAUGGGGGAGGUUGAACAACAGAUAGAGAAGCUCAAAGCCAAGUGUGAAGAUGGAAGGCCACUCUCUUUGAGAGACAGGAGGAAUCUGCAGGAGCUGGAGGCUAAGCUUUUGAUGCUGCGUCGCCGGGGCCAUCACCUCGAAAAUGCCGAUAGGAACUGCUGCACUAAAGUGAGCAGGGUCCUCCAUCCCUUUAAGAUUUUCCUUGGAGUUGUAUUCAUCCUGGUGGCACUCCUCUUCUUCAUAUCCCUGUUCAUCUCCAAUCUGGACAAAGCCCUGUAUUCAUCUGGAAUGAGCACUGGCCUUAUAAUCUUUGGAACAAACCUAACAAACCCCUUAAAUGAGCUGCUGCUGGCAUUGCAACCGGUUUUUCCUCUAGACUAUGUGUUGAUCACCGUUAUCACGAUGUACUUUGUGUUCACCUCCAUGGCAGGCAUUCGUAAUAUGGGCAUAUGGUUUUUCUGGAUAAGGUUGUACAAGAUCAGGCCGCAAAGAACCCGUCCACAGGCCCUGCUCUUCCUCUGCAUGAUCCUGCUCCUGAUUGUACUUCACACCAGCUACAUGAUCUACAGCCUUGCCCCACAGUAUGUCAUGUAUGGCAGUCAAAAAUACCUAUGGCAGGAAAACCACACCACAGCUGCCACCCCCAAGACAUGUGAUGCAGAUGCUCCGGAUGACCAGUGCACAGUGACAAGAUCUUAUCUUUUCCUCCACAAGUUUUGGUUCUUCAGCACUAUCUACUACUUUGGCAACUGGGCAUUUAUUGCAGUGUUCCUCAUUGGUAUGAUGGUGUCAUGCUGCAGAACGAAGAAGUCAGUGAUUGAGGGUGAAGUGGAGGCAGAUGAUUCUGAUUGCAGUGAUGAUGAGUAUAUGCAUUAAUAAUGAAAAAAUUAUUAAAAUGUGUUAUUUCAUUGCAUACUGCUUCUUAGUUCUAAUAUGAUUUUUUUUUGCACCAUGCUUUAUAUUUAUGGAAAACAAAAAUAGUAUUGCCAGGCAAAAUAGGUUUAGCACCUGAUUAAAUACUGCUUAUGAAAAAAGUCAUUUGAGAUCAUCUGAUAUUUAAGACUGAUUAAAUGAUGAGUUUCACUGCAUUUUAUAAAGCUAUGAAAACUAAGAGAGUGAGAUUAUUUAACUUAAUGACUUACCAAUUCUGACUAUUUUUCUUACUUGUAAUAAAGUAUUUGCAUGGAAAUAAACAUAAACAAAGGAAUGAUUGAAUGAAUACCCAUCCUUGGAUUUGGUAUUCACUUAAUGAGUAGAAAUGCUAUGCUACAGUGCCUACCAUACUGAUGUUCUUGUUACUAUCUGCUGAUGUAAUGGUUACGUUAGUUUUGUUCUGACAGAAGUUUUGUUACUUCACAUGUUUGUGUCCAGAUAUUAUGUAAAGCCCUGUCAGAAGUGUAUUUGCUGUUUUGGAAAUGAUCUUCCUUUAUUGGAUUAAAUAAAAGAUUUGAAAACUA
Molecule: messenger RNA, 2260 nt
Organism: Pangasianodon hypophthalmus (striped catfish)
Lineage: Eukaryota; Metazoa; Chordata; Actinopteri; Siluriformes; Pangasiidae
Gene: lmbrd1
Product: LMBR1 domain containing 1
Exons: 16
Coding region: 84-1679 (531 amino acids)
Biological process (GO): protein localization to vacuole
Cellular component (GO): vacuolar membrane
Source: RefSeq, a predicted model, not a curated record